Molecule: messenger RNA, 1217 nt
Organism: Protopterus annectens (West African lungfish)
Lineage: Eukaryota; Metazoa; Chordata; Ceratodontiformes; Protopteridae
Product: PDZ domain-containing protein 8-like
Exons: 4
Coding region: 150-1217 (355 amino acids)
Biological process (GO): mitochondrial calcium ion homeostasis
Cellular component (GO): mitochondria-associated endoplasmic reticulum membrane contact site
Molecular function (GO): lipid binding
Source: RefSeq, a predicted model, not a curated record
AAUCAGAAGGGGGAGGGCUGCUUCACCAGGAAAAGGACUGAUGAAAUGGCAGCUUUGUAAGCGACCAGGUGGAACCUUAUUUCCUUGUCACAUUCCAGUGUCUUGACAGUAAAUGUUGUGAAAGAAAAUAAAGAGUCCGUUGGCAUAAAAUGGUUUAUCUGAUUCUGAUUUCCUUUCUGGCAGGCUCAUUUUUAACGCUGAUACUUCAGUUUUUGUUACUGUACAGAAGAAAGCCAGAACCUGUGCCCAGGACAGUGCAGAAUGUCAACCCAGUACUUCAUCCGCAUCUCAAGGAUUAUCUUAGUAAACAUAUAGUAACGACCUGUCAGCUGCAGCAGCAAGAUGCUCCAGCAGCUGCACCGCCUAAGCAGCAAGAAUCUUCAAGCACUAAACAGCAGGAUACUGUUAAAUCAAAAGCUGAAACGUGCAAUUUUCUUAAUGCAGUAUUUUUGUUUUUAUUUAGAGAGCUUAGAUCCACUGCUGGGGUCCGGCGCUGGGUGACUAAGAAAAUAAAGGUCGAAUUUGAAGAGCUGCUUCAAACCAAAACAGCUGGAAGACUGCUAGAAGGUCUCAGCCUAAGGGACAUCUCACUUGGAGAUUCAUUGCCCGUGUUUAAAACGGUUAAGCUUCUUGGACCUGUGCUGUGCAAUGACAGCGAGAUGCCAGAGGAGCUCAAUUUUGAGGUGGAGGUUGAGUACAAUGGAGGCUUUCAUAUGGCUAUUGAUGUAGAUUUGGUGUUUGGAAAAUCAGCAUAUCUAUUUGUGAAGCUGACUAAGGUAACUGGAAGAUUAAACUUGCAGUUCACUCGAAUACCUUUCACCCAUUGGUCCUUUUCAUUUCUUGAGGACCCCUUCAUUGAUUUUGAAGUAAAAUCUCAGUUUGAAGGGAGGCCCAUGCCUCAACUGACAUCUGUCAUAGUUAAUCAGCUGAAAAGAGUAAUUAAGAAGAAACAUACUUUACCAAAUUAUAAAAUCAGGUACAAACCAUUCUUUCCAUUCCAAGUUCAACCUGCAGCACAAACAGAAGAGCCGUCUCUCUCUAUUCAGGAUACAGGUCUGAUAGAAGGACGCCUUAAAGUCACUUUGGUCGAAUGCAGCAGGCUGUUCAUUUUUGGAUCCUAUGAUCGGGAGACCAGUAUCCACUGCACUUUAGAACUAAGUAGCACAGUUUGGAAACAGAAAACAAGAUCCUCUAUCAAAACGCAGACUUGUGUAUAG